This is a messenger RNA of Populus euphratica (Euphrates poplar), 882 nucleotides long. RefSeq lists its product as uncharacterized. Gene Ontology annotation, biological process: shoot system development; root development. The transcript has a single exon. NCBI's taxonomy places the organism in Eukaryota, Viridiplantae, Streptophyta, Magnoliopsida, Malpighiales, Salicaceae. Bases 1 to 882 code for a protein of 293 amino acids. The record is from RefSeq and is a predicted model, not a curated record.
AUGAAUACCUUUUCCUCUCUUCUUAUAGAUAUCAAGAACCUUGAAACUUCACUAGCCAAAAACUCCUUGUCUCUUCAAUGGAUUUUAGAAGCCACAAAUCUCCUCAAGAAGAUGCACUUUCAGUUUCUUGAAAUAUUUCAGAAGUCUGAGGUACCCAUGUUCUGGGAUGGGGGAAAAUAUUUGGAUGAGUACAUGGAAGAGUCUUUGAACAUCCUGGAUUUUUGUAACGCGCUGAGAUCAGCCAUUUCUACAAUGGAUAUGUACCGUUUAAAAGUUGAUGUUGCAGUUAGAAGAUUUUCUGAUGAAGGGUAUUCAGGUUCGGCCAUGAAUAUGACUGAAAUUGAGAAUUUAGAUAGAGAAUGGCAGAAGCUUUAUGGCUUUGAGAACUGGAAAAUUGUGAAUCUAUACAAGACCGGCAGACAGAAAACAAAGGCCAAGGAUGAUGAAUUUUAUGCAUCAUAUGCUGUAAGAAGAACGAUGAAUAUUGUCUGUUCGCUCCUGUUUUCUGCGAUAUUCUAUCCAGCUCCAAUAGAAAAUGACGAGGAGGCAUAUAGAGAUUUCUCUCAACUGAAGUUAUUCUCAUCAUCACUGAGGAAGCUUGUUUGCAGCUUUUUUGAGGAGAGAAGAGGUUUCAAUGAUAAGUCAAGGCCAGUUUUAGUUGAGACUAAAAUGGUAGGGAGUGCAGUUGAGGAUCUUAAAGUUCAGAUUCUGAAGGGUGUGGCUCUGAAUAAAGAGAAGUUGGGAAAAAGCAUUGAUUCACUGCAGAACAGUUCCCUAGCUUUGAAGGAAGGUCUAGAAAUGUUUGAUUCUGUAGUUAAUGAGCUGUUUCAAGAGGUGGUGAAAGGAAGGAAUGAGAUCCUAGGUGUGGUUGCAUCAAGCUAG